This is a messenger RNA of Prionailurus viverrinus (fishing cat), 2472 nucleotides long. It is a transcript of the gene SRP68, whose product is annotated as signal recognition particle 68. The transcript has 16 exons. Lineage: Eukaryota; Metazoa; Chordata; Mammalia; Carnivora; Felidae. Gene Ontology annotation, biological process: SRP-dependent cotranslational protein targeting to membrane. Gene Ontology annotation, molecular function: endoplasmic reticulum signal sequence receptor activity; signal recognition particle binding; 7S RNA binding. The record is from RefSeq and is a predicted model, not a curated record. The coding region runs from base 38 to 1897 and encodes 619 amino acids. Gene Ontology annotation, cellular component: signal recognition particle, endoplasmic reticulum targeting.
UCCUCUAUCCCGUGUGGCUCUGCGGCGCAGGGGCAAGAUGGCUGCUGAGAAACAGGUUCCCGGUGGCGGCAGCGGCGGCGGCGGUAGUGGUGGUAGCGGCGGUGGACGCGGUGCCGGAGGAGACGAAAAUAAGGAAAACGAACGGCCUUCAGCCGGAUCGAAGGCAAACAAAGAAUUCGGGGAUAGCCUGAGUUUGGAGAUUCUUCAGAUUAUCAAGGAAUCCCAGCAGCAGCAUGGUUUACGGCAUGGAGAUUUUCAGAGGUAUAGGGGCUACUGUUCCCGUAGACAAAGACGCCUUCGGAAAACUCUCAACUUCAAGAUGGGGAACAGACACAAAUUCACAGGGAAGAAAGUAACUGAAGAUCUUCUGACUGAUAACAGGUAUUUGCUUCUGGUUCUGAUGGACGCUGAGCGAGCCUGGAGCUAUGCCAUGCAGCUUAAACAGGAAGCCAAUACUGAACCCCGAAAACGGUUCCAUUUGCUCUCUCGCCUGCGCAAAGCCGUGAAGCACGCAGAGGAAUUGGAACGCUUGUGUGAGAGCAAUCGCGUGGAUGCCAAGACCAAGUUAGAGGCUCAGGCUUACACGGCUUACCUCUCAGGAAUGCUGCGUUUUGAACAUCAGGAAUGGAAAGCUGCCAUUGAGGCUUUUAACAAAUGCAAAACUAUCUAUGAGAAGCUAGCCAGUGCUUUCACAGAAGAGCAGGCCGUGCUGUACAACCAACGUGUGGAGGAGAUCUCGCCUAACAUCCGCUACUGUGCAUAUAACAUUGGGGACCAGUCGGCUAUCAAUGAACUCAUGCAGAUGAGAUUGAGGUCUGGGGGCACCGAGGGUCUCCUGGCUGAAAAAUUGGAGGCGUUGAUCACUCAGACUCGAGCCAAACAGGCAGCCACCAUGAGUGAAGUGGAGUGGAGAGGGAGGACGGUUCCGGUGAAGAUCGACAAAGUGAGGAUCUUUUUAUUGGGACUGGCUGAUAACGAAGCAGCCAUUGCUCAGGCUGAAAGCGAAGAAACCAAGGAGCGUCUGUUUGAAUCCAUGCUCAGUGAGUGUCGGGACGCUAUCCAGGCCGUUCGAGAAGAGCUCAAGCCAGAUCAGAAACAGAGAGAUUACACCCUUGAGGGGGAGUCGGGGAAGGUAUCUAAUCUUCAGUACCUGCACAGCUACCUGACUUACAUCAAGCUGUCAACGGCCAUCAAGCGGAACGAGAACAUGGCCGAAGGUCUUCAGAAGGCACUGCUGCAGCAGCAGCCGGAAGACGACAGCAAGCGCUCCCCGCGGCCCCAGGAUCUGAUCCGCCUCUAUGACAUCAUCCUGCAGAAUCUGGUGGAAUUGCUCCAGCUUCCUGGCUUAGAGGAGGACAGAGCCUUCCAGAAGGAAAUAGGCCUGAGGACGCUGGUGUUCAAGGCUUACAGGUGUUUUUUCAUCGCUCAGUCCUAUGUGUUGGUGAAGAAGUGGAGCGAAGCCCUUGUCCUGUAUGACAGAGUCCUGAAAUACGCAAAUGAAGUAAAUUCUGACGCCGGAGCCUUCAAGAACAGCCUAAAGGACCUGCCUGACGUUCAAGAGCUCAUCACACAAGUGAGGUCAGAGAAGUGUUCUCUGCAGGCGGCAGCGAUCCUGGAUGCAAGUGACUCCCACCAAACGGAGACUUCCUCCCAAGUAAAGGAUAACAAGCCUCUGGUCGAACGGUUUGAGACUUUCUGCUUGGACCCUUCCCUUGUGACCAAGCAAGCCAACCUCGUGCACUUCCCGCCAGGAUUCCAACCCAUCCCUUGCAAGCCUUUGUUCUUUGACCUGGCCCUCAACCAUGUGGCUUUCCCACCCCUCGAGGACAAGUUGGAGCAGAAGACCAAGAGUGGCCUCACUGGAUACAUCAAGGGCAUCUUUGGAUUCAGGAGCUAACUAGGCUCUUCUUGGGGGCAGGGGGAGAAUCUCCCUCUUCAUCUGUAUUGUGAGAAAACCCCAGCGAGUUCCAUGAUAUUAAAUCCAGGUCUGCAUCGGCCCAGGGCCGGAGUGUAACAUCCUCAGCGCUGCGUCCCUGUGUCUCGUGUGUUUGUGCACUCACAUUCUUAACCGGUGUGCUAGAAGGGGACCCUGCUGUCUUCCGGUGGACGUGUGCGGGAUCCCUCUGUCCGCACCUCCUGGAGGAAGGGCCGUUGCCGUCUGGCCACGUGUCAGCCGCGUUCGGGUGGGUCCACGCCAGGCAUGGAUGGGAGCUCGGAACUUUCUGUCAUGUUUCUUCAGUACCAUGGAUUUGAAAUGGACUCCUCCUCGCUGUGAGCAUCCAGAGUCCGUGAGGGGUCUGUGACCAGGAAACACUGGCAGCGUCACCCCGGAAUUACGGUCAGCCUUAUUCCCUGUCACCUCCUAGUGGAAGUUAAGUUUCAGAACAAGCAAAGAGCUCUAUUUUUAGAAGAAACGUGUUACACUCAGAAAUGAUGAAAACAAAUCUUAUAUUAAAAGGCAAAGAUGCUGGA